Symbiodinium necroappetens is the source of this 1053-nucleotide messenger RNA. The record is from the annotation of a GenBank genome assembly. Lineage: Eukaryota; Dinophyceae; Suessiales; Symbiodiniaceae.
AUGGCUGUUGGUCGAAUCGGCUUCGCUUUGAAGAUGGACCUAUGGAAGGCCGCUGUGGACGAAAUGCGUGAAGACGUGGUUGUGUGUCCUCUACUUCUGGCAUGGUGGACGCUGACGGUGCUCGCGGCACCACUAUGGAUUUGGCCACUGCUGUUGAAUUUGAUUCUGUGGCUGUUCGCAUGGAGACUGGGCGGGUUGGGUUUCCGAGAAGCACACAAAGUGCAACGGCGGCUUUAUGUCGACGAGGAUGGUGUUGCGAGCAAGGACUUGGUGAAGGAAGCGUUUAAAACACAACUCAGCAUUAUGCAGCUUACGGAGACGUUGAACGAAGCUGCUUCACAAGUGGAGAAGUUGAAGUUUGUUUUCGGGCUGGAAGACCGAUGUCUGUCCAGCCUUUGCUUCGUGCUUGCGCUUUUGGGAUCGCUGGUGCUCUGCGUUUUAGCCGCCAUCCUCUACUGGCUGGUGCAGUCUGGGGUCUGGAGGUACAUCCUCUGGCUCCCGGGAAGCUGUGUACUGAUGCCGAAGGCAUUGCGAUCACCCACCUUCCAGUUCGUGCAGAGACUGGAAAAGCUGAGACUGGAGUUCAUGGGCGACGAUCUGGACAGGCUGAAGGACGAGAUCACGAGGAUCCAGCACUCCUUGACCUCGGUAACUUCGGAGUUCGAGGAGCACAAGCGAGCGUCCACUUCCACGCACAACAAGCUUCAGUCUCAGGUUUGGUCAAUCGAGGAAUUUCGCAAGGCUCAGGAGGCCGCGUCGCCUUCCCACCAUUCGCAGAAAUCUUACCAGCCCUUAGUGGCUAUGACGGCCUCACAGGGGUCGCUCUACCCCGGAACAGGGUCCGUCAAUGUUCCUCAACCCAUCAGCAUCAUCAACGCGUCGUCGCCCAGGAGGUCGCCGUCUUUGCCUCAACCUGUUUCGCCUCAUUCUCUGUCGGGUUCUAUCGUUCCGAGCAUGUCAGGAGCACUGGUGCCAAACACAGUGAGGAGUUCAAACCUCGCAAAGGCAGCACCAACUGUAGUAUCCCAGACAGUUCCGUGCGGAGCUCGGUGA